This is a messenger RNA of Colias croceus (clouded yellow), 526 nucleotides long. RefSeq names its product 60S acidic ribosomal protein P1 (gene RpLP1). The coding region runs from base 101 to 436 and encodes 111 amino acids. Gene Ontology annotation, cellular component: cytosolic large ribosomal subunit; ribosome. Gene Ontology annotation, biological process: cytoplasmic translation; translational elongation. Gene Ontology annotation, molecular function: protein kinase activator activity; ribonucleoprotein complex binding; structural constituent of ribosome. The record is from RefSeq and is a predicted model, not a curated record. Lineage: Eukaryota; Metazoa; Arthropoda; Insecta; Lepidoptera; Pieridae. The transcript has 3 exons.
UUUGACAAUCGAAUCAAACCUCUCUUCAAAUUUGGAAGUCAAACGUGCUUGUUCUCUUCGAGCUAAGGCCUACAGGCGACUUGCACUUUUAUAUUGAAAAAUGGCAUCAAAGGCUGAAUUAGCUUGUGUAUACUCUUCCCUCAUCCUGGUUGACGAUGAUGUCGCCGUAACUGGUGAGAAGAUUUCGACCAUCUUGAAGGCUGCGGGUGUCGAUGUGGAGCCCUACUGGCCGGGUCUUUUCGCUAAGGCCCUCGAAGGCGUAAAUGUACGUGAUUUGAUCACGAACAUCGGAUCUGGCGUAGGAUCUGCGCCAGCCGCCGGUGGCGCGCCUGCUGCCGCCGCCGCGGCGCCCGCUGCUGAAGCUGCCAAGGAAGAAAAGAAGGAAGAAGAACCCGAGGAAUCUGACGAUGACAUGGGCUUCGGUCUGUUUGACUAAAAAGCUUUAUUUUCAAAGCUUUUAUUCCAUAAAGCUUCACGAAGCUUAGGCAUAAGGAAAAUAAUUUUAUAAAAUGUAAAAAAAUUGAAA